AUGCCUGUCGGCGGCACCACGUGCUGGGAAGAGACCUCACAGUGGGCACUGGAGGCGCGCUCCAAGGUCACGCUGCCUGCGGCCUCCGCGGCCGCCGCGGCAGCCAAGCGCAAGAACUCGCUGGCCAGCGUGCUACGCGACGCAGAAGUGGCUCUCAACCACAGCGCCAAAGAGGUGGACUACGUGCUGGUGUACGAGUGCGACGAUGUGAGUCGGAGCUACCAGGAGGCCGAGUGGGAGCUGCACCGGCACUACCGCGAGCUCUACGAGAACGCCAUGCGCAGCGAGGGGCUGCAGAUGGACCAGGAGCACAUCGGCGAGUACGUCUUCCUCAAGGUGCACUGCCCCGUGCAGAGGCUCUGUCAGGAGGCCGAGAACGUGCGCCUGGACCUGCCACUAGACGGCCUUCUCAUCGAAGACAACGAAGACGACGAAGAACAGCAAUGGAUACACGAGAAAGUAGCGGCAAUGUUCGACAUGGGUGUAAAUUCACGGACACUCAGCGCCCCAUUCCAAUGCCGGUGCAAAGAUUGGUUUUUCGGUGGAAAAGAUCAAUCAACAUACUUCCGGUCAUCCGUGCGGUGCCUUUUGACUCACCACGUACUUACGAACAUCGACAUUGCCAAAGACGAAACUUCAAAUCCUGCAGAGUUCCACAAAAAGAAAGGGCUCUCGUACCUACUGAUGAAGAACGUGUACCUGGACGCGUUCGUGGUGCACGAGCGGUCUACGCUGGAGCCCGUGUGGGUGCCGGGCGAGGCGCCGCCUCCUCGGCCACAGCCCCUGUCCGCCCUCAAAGUGACCGACUCGGUGCACGUUCUCGACGACGACCACUUCUCGCCCAUGGCGCCGGCCGCCGUCGGCGCAUCCGGGGAUACGCGCGCCGCGCUGGACCACCAGUGGCGCAAGCUGGUUGGCGGCCAGCCAUUGGACAGCAUCAGAGACUAUUUCGGAGAAAAGAUAUCCUUCUAUUUCGCCUGGGUGGGCACCUUCAUCGCUUCCCUGGUCGUCCCCGCCGUCAUCGGCCUCGGUGUCUUCUUCUUUGGCGUCAUCGAGAAGUGAGUUGCCUAGCAGGCUUGGAGUGUGCCGCGAGGCGAAGCGAUGCAACUCUUGAGAGCUGCCAACGAGUUAACAGACGCGAACGCUAUCAUCUACACCGUGGACGUCAUCAAGGCCGCCGGUGACACCUUCCUCACACCCUUCUUCGCUUUCACGGUCUGCCUUUGGGGCACCGUAUUCCUGGAGAUCUGGAAGCGGCGUCAGGCGUCGCUGGCCCACCGGUGGAACGUGGACCACUUCUCGGCCGAGGAGCCCGAGAUGCCGCAGUACUACGGCACCGUCGCGGUCCGGGACCCCAUCACGGGCGAGCUCAGCUGGCACUACCCCAUGUCGCACCGCAUCGCAAAGUACUGCUGCUCGGUGGGAUUCUUCGUAAUGAUGUCCGUCGUGGUACUAAUCAGCGUGCUCGCCGUAACUUUAUAUCAAGUAUACAUGUACAAUGCGUACUGCAACGGUGAGACAACCUGUGAAGUUGUGCACGGCUCCAUCGUCGCACCGAUGCUCAACACGAUCUCCAUCAUGGUUUUGGGAAAGAUAUAUUCAUACGCUGCAAUCCAGCUGACAGAGUGGGAAAAUCACAGAACGAGAAGUAUGUACAAUGACGCAUUAGUCAUCAAGCUUUUUGCCUUCCAAUUCACCAACACAUACGCAUCACUUUUCUACACUGCCUUCUUCAGGGAGGAGAUGGAGAACAUCGCGGGUCGGUCGGGGUUGUUCGGACUGGGUGACCAGUUCAAGGACCGGUGCGGCCACCCGGGCAGGGACACGUGCAUGUCCCUGCUGUCCCUGCAAUUGCUCAUCCUGAUGAUCGUCAAGCCCUUCCCCAAGUUCUGCUACGACGUCAUCUGGCCGCUGAUGAAGAAGGUGCUCCGCAAAUGGGGUAUCAUGUACAAGGUGGCGGACGAAAAGGUCUCCGACCAGCACUUCCUGCUGCGCGAGCUGUACAAGCAAGACGAUCCCGAGUUCCGCAGGGAUGAGUUCGCCGAGAAGAUCAUCCAGUACGGAUACUUGAUGCUGUUCGCGGCUUCGUUCCCGCUGGCACCACUCCUGGCGCUGCUGUACAACAUGUUCGAUCUUCGGAUAGACGGCAACAGGCUUCUCUGGCUCAACCGAAGGCCCGUGCCAUUCAGGGAUGACGACAUCGGUAUGUGGUUCCACCUGUUCGGCUUCAUCAAUGUGUGCGGCGUCGUCAGCAACGCGUUCCUCAUAGCAUUCACCUCCACCUUCGGAAGGAACCUCAAGAGCGACUACAGGCGGUUCAUGUUCGUCGUCGCAUUCGAGCAUCUCGUUUUCGGCGUCAAGUUCAUCCUCACCCUCGCCAUUCCUGACACUCCUGCUGCUGUGAAAAACGCCAAAACAAAGGAGCGGCAAUUGCUGUCACACAUGAUGUCCAAGGUGGCCACGCUACAAGACAGACUUCUCGGUGGCUCGGUAGCCACGACCUCCCAGACGGGCAGUGCAGCCGCCAUGGCGACCAUGGCGGCGGCGGCCAACGCUGUUAGCGAAGCCUCGGCCGGUGCCGCGCAGCCACUGCGACGCAAGCUGUCGCUGACGCGCGAGGAAUGACACGAGGACCGGGCAGCACCACCGGUACCAACCACUGGGAGCUGCUGCGAGAGCACUUCGUUCAGGACCGUCGCGUGGAUCCCCUUCGCCACGGCCUCGCUCCAGAGGACCGCGUCUAUCAUCAAGAGGCGCCGCCGAAACACGGUCAUCCUCAUGGACGCUUGAACAGUACAAAACACGAAGUGCCAGCACGCUGUCACGGGCACCCGAUUCCCCGGUUUGUGGGCUUACAACCUGUCGGGCUGCCCCUAAUCGACUGGACAGACUGUAGACAGACUGUGGAUAUAAGGAAAGUGGAAUCUUCAUAUGUUAGAGAGAGAGAAAAAAAAAUUACAGAAAGGCAGACAGGUCGGCCUGAGCUGUAACUUCCUCUGGGCUGCUACUCCACUUCAUGUUAGAAACAGCAAAAACUUAACUGACAACAUUAAUUUAAGAUUCCCACACCAGCACCCCUAUGCCACCACAUACAGUGUAUAGACCGCUUAUAACGUAAGUCACCAGAGUCGCGAAUAUCCGCACUAUAAGCGGUACCGCACUAUAACCAAAGCAACCAUUUUCAAGGCCCGCACACAUGCAAAACAUGUGCACCGAGCCGCCACGCGUAUGCGACAGUCGAGGAAUGCGGCUAGAACGUUUGCAUUCAAUUUACAGUAGAAUCUCGUUAAUUCGAACCAAAUCACGCGGCGGCGCCUCCGACCGGCAUUGCUCCGGCACCGCCAUAGAGUGAAAGCUUAGGAGGGACCCUUCAAUGUCGCGCGCGAACAAAAAAUAAAUAAAUAAAAACGCGGCGGAAAUUUCACCCUCUCUCAAAUGGCAAGGUCGCCGAUUCUGCGUUGCGCCGGAACAUGCAUGUACGUGCCGACGUCUCAGCCACGCUACCGUAGCCACGUGAGAAAAUGACAGUGAACCCUUCUUUCUCUUUUAUGCUUCCUCUACUUUUUAGUCGCGUGUUGACCUUGCACGCUGCGGCUACCACGCAGAGGGAAGCAGCGGCGCUGUCCCAGGCCGGCCAACGAAACUGCCCACGCCGGCAAACGGCCGCUUCCCGACAACGGCAGAAAACGAAACUUCGGGGAGCUGGCGCCGAGCCGGCUGGAGCGGCGGCGCCUGCGGGCGCGCACGGUGACAGUCGAAAGUGAGGGAGCUACAAGGAAGGGCAAGGGGAGACACCGAAGCGGCGGAGUUGCCGAGGCGAAAUCCGCUUCCCUGGCGCCCUCCUCCCUCACAUUCCACGAUCUCCGCGUCCGCCCUUCGCCGUGCCGUGCUGGCGCCGCCCAUUCCCUCCCUGAAGUUUCGUUUACUGCCGUUAUCGUGAAGCGAGCGUCGGCCGGCGUUGGCAGUUUCGUGGCCCUCGCUCGCUAUGCGCGCAGUGAUAUUUUCUCGCACUCAAGGUUCUGGUUUCAGCCUCACCGGCUGUUCGUUCGCACCACGUGCCCUUCUCCUCCACUUCGUCUCUCUUUCUUCCUCGAGCACUCCUUGGGGCGCCCGUUUGAGGGGCGCGUUCGCCGUCUCCGCUGACUUCCGUACUCCCAGGCAGCCGCACUGUAACCGGUAUUUCGUCUCACGCGGCUGCACUGUAAGCGGUAUGCGUAUACAUGGAGUGCUAUGGGAAAAUUAACGGGAGUCUGAAAAGACCGCACUAUAUCCGGUCCUACACUAUAAGCGGUUACGUUACAAGUGGUCUAUACUAUUUUGAAUUUUCACAGGGUCUCCUGGGGCCUACAUAAUUGAAUAAAAAUACAUGUGUUCGGAAAAGCAAAUAUACUGGCAAUGUUUUGGGGACUUUACCAUAAAAAUGCACUAAAGAAGUGAAACUUUCUUGAAAUUCAUGAGGUCAUGCUGGAUCAUUUGCCAUGGUCAUGGCAUAAAGUUCAAGCCGAGAAGUUUCUUCAUUCAUAGACAAUCUUCCAGAAGAAAAUGUAAAUAGAUUUUUUAAGAGUACA
Messenger RNA from Dermacentor silvarum, 4568 nucleotides. Its product is annotated as anoctamin-7. The transcript has 18 exons. Gene Ontology annotation, biological process: chloride transmembrane transport. Gene Ontology annotation, molecular function: chloride channel activity; protein dimerization activity. Lineage: Eukaryota; Metazoa; Arthropoda; Arachnida; Ixodida; Ixodidae. Gene Ontology annotation, cellular component: plasma membrane. The record is from RefSeq and is a predicted model, not a curated record.